Messenger RNA from Rhagoletis zephyria (snowberry fruit fly), 641 nucleotides. Its product is annotated as homeobox protein abdominal-B-like. Gene Ontology annotation, cellular component: nucleus. NCBI's taxonomy places the organism in Eukaryota, Metazoa, Arthropoda, Insecta, Diptera, Tephritidae. Gene Ontology annotation, biological process: regulation of transcription by RNA polymerase II. Gene Ontology annotation, molecular function: RNA polymerase II cis-regulatory region sequence-specific DNA binding; DNA-binding transcription factor activity, RNA polymerase II-specific. The record is from RefSeq and is a predicted model, not a curated record.
GUGGAACUGCUGGCAUUCCAGUUGGCACGGUCGGUCCUUGUACGCCCACUAAUGCGCUACACGAAUGGACUGGCCAGGUUUCUGUUCGAAAAAAGCGUAAACCUUACUCGAAAUUCCAGACCCUUGAACUAGAGAAGGAGUUCCUCUACAAUGCGUACGUCUCUAAACAGAAACGUUGGGAGUUGGCAAGAAAUUUAAAUCUUACCGAACGACAGGUAAAGAUUUGGUUCCAGAACCGACGAAUGAAAAACAAAAAAAAUUCGCAACGCCAAGCCGCCCAGCAGAAUAACAACAGUAGUGCAAACAGCAACCAUAACCAUGCGCAGGCUGCGCAACAACACCAUAAUACUCAUCAUAUGAACUUGGGCCUAAGCAUGGGACAUCAUACUACCAAAAUGCACCAGUGACCUUUGGACAACAGCAGUGCCAGCGCAAUGGGUUUCACCACCUACUAGCAUUUGGCGAAUAUCAAGACUGAAAUGCAGUCGGAAUUCCAGUAAACUUGCAAAUCUAGUCAAUUCAGCAUAAAUCUACUAAUGAAUAACUGGACACAACUAAAUUUAGCAACUAUCACCUAAACAGAUACCUAAACACAUACUUAUAUAUGUACAUCGUUCAUUUAAAUUAUUAUUGACAAAUGU